Molecule: messenger RNA, 1422 nt
Organism: Phyllostomus hastatus (greater spear-nosed bat)
Lineage: Eukaryota; Metazoa; Chordata; Mammalia; Chiroptera; Phyllostomidae
Product: translation initiation factor IF-2-like
Exons: 3
Coding region: 1-903 (300 amino acids)
Source: RefSeq, a predicted model, not a curated record
AUGUUUUGGUGGAGACCCUCCUCCAGUAGAGAGACAGCGCUCCGCGGCGCCCCGCUCGCCUGCUCUCCACCCCCUCACCUCCAGCCCGCCUCCCGCCCGCCGCCCGCCUCCGGGCCGCAAGCCCCUCGGGCGGCUGUCAGAUCUCGGCCGCCGCCGGGUGACAGGGGCGGGAAGAGGGCGCGACGCGGCGGCCCGAGACCGAGCGGGCGAGGGGGAUCCUCGCAGCAGCAGCGGCAGCCGCUCACCUGGAAACACUUUCCGUGCCCCUGUGGAAGCACGAACUUUUCUCGCGCUCGAAAUGCUCCAUUUGCCUUCCCUGGGGUCACUCACCAGGGCGCCCUGGGCGCACCCAGUCGGGCACUGCCGACCGCCCUCUCCAGAAUAUUCAAACCGAUUUGGGCAGCGGCGCACAGAGCUACCGCCGGUUUCCUGGUGGGCCGUGCUGGGACCCGGGGGCGAGCCGCCUCCUGCAGUCUGCGCGCUCCUGUCUCCUCGGAAGGGACGCGGGUGAAAUCACACCCAACGCGAGGAGAACGGGGCCGGAGGGCGGGGGAAGCCCAGGCGAGUGGGGGCCGGAGCUCUGGGCUUCCUCCCCAGCGACACCCGGGGGACACCGGGACUCCCUCGAGCCGUUACCCUGCUUGUGUGGACUCGUGUGAACCCUCGGGGAUGGUUCCCAGAAGGCCGCGGCGGCCGGAGAACAGCGAGUGGCAGCCAGGCGGGGCUGGCGCGGGGAGCACCACCUCCGGGUGGUCUUCCCGCGGGGCAAGUACCGGGCGCCACCCUUCUCGGGAGUCGGAGCAGCCCGGCGGAGGCCAGCGAAACCCGGUGCCCCGGGCGCCGCGGGCCCCAGCGGCCCUACCCACCGCAGGCCGCGCCGCCGCCCUGCCAGGGGCGGAGUAAACAAGAGACGCAAGAUUUGACCUGGCGCGACCCGGAUUUCUGGCCGGGGUUCCCCCUGAGCAGGCAGGUAUUUCACCAACUGAGGAAUGCUUCGCGUCUCAAGUUUCAGGUUUCGCGGAAAAGGACCACAUGCCGAGUAUAUCAAAUAUUCCCUUCCCUUUUCAAUAAAAACGAACUCGUCAAAAGGGAGGCAGCCCCUUAAAUGACAGUGAGAAUCGCGCUGCUAGUUUCCUUUUUGUUUUGGUUUGUAUUUCGUUUCGACCUGUGAUCGGUGCAUUUCUGCGCUCCCUAUCCAAAGCCGACAUUGCCGUCAAGGACGACUGCAGGUAAAGCGAUGGGUACACGUUUUAUGGAUAUUUUUUCCAAAGCGGAAAAAUGUGAAUAAUGCGGAGUACGUUUCACUGUGUCCUUUUAGGUUGAUCUCAUUUAAAUUCAGGGCCUACUUCUGCUUAACUGGCUCCUUUCAUUGUAUAAGUUCUUUAUUAUUCCGCCCUUCUUAACUUGAUGCAUUUAAUAAAA